AGAAGUGGCCACAUUGUUUGCUGACUGUCUAAAGCUUAUUGUAAAAGCCAGCAAUCUGAACACCGAACAGAAUUGCACAGCGCCGCCGAUCAGAUGUUGAAAAAAUACUUCCGCAUCACGAGCUUUCUGCAUCACAUGUUAAUUUAGUCAUUCUGCUCCAUUUGGGCGUGUUAAUUACAAUACCAAUAUUUUCAAACUAAUGCUGUACAAUAUAUAAGUUUAACAAUGGAACUGAUACACUUUACAUACCUUUUGGUUAUUGCCAGGACGAGGAACCUCUUUUUUGCUGAUAAAAUAGAAGAAAUUUUACCAUUUCCCGUUGAAGUAGAUGAUGGUGGCGAUGCAGAACUAGCAAUUGGCGCUGGUGGUGGCAAUGUAGCUGGUUUCUUUGGGGCUGGUGGUGGAGCUGGUGGAUUUGGAGGAAGGAGAAAUGGAAAUGGAGGAAGGAGGAAUGACAAUGAAAGACCCUACCAGUACAUAAUAAUGUAUUUGAUACUGUUAUAUCUGUGCCUAAUUUUGAUCUAUAUUUGGUGUUACUUGUGGGUGCUGUUCCUGGUCCAUGCAGGCAUCAUUCCAGACAAUCAGCUACUGGAAGUGAUGGCGACAAAUCAUGACCAAGCCUGGUUUAUGUUGACAAUACUAAUGUUCAUUUUACCAUUUUACUGGAUGCGUUGAUAAGGGCCAGCAGUUCAAAUCAGCUAUAUAAAGCGCUGGAGGGGUGGACUAGCUCUUUCAUUAAAUUGCUUCUCCCUAUAUGAGCCUAUUCCUGUCUGAGCUUCCUAGCUAUUCUUUGUCUGUCUGCAAUAGGGGUUGAAUGGACCAGUAUGCUGUAAUAACCCCCUGCUCAUCUCGAAAGAUAUACUGGGAUCUUUAAGGUACACUGGGCCUAUGGUUUAUAGUAUUCAUCCAAGAAAACUUGUUCCAGAACCAUAGAUGAGCAUGCUGUUUGAACCAGCGUAUAUAUUAUAGUUGUACAUUGCAGCACCCCUGCCUUAACGUACAUGAACUUCAAACUUGCUAUGACUUACAGGGUAGCUUGUUUGGGAAUACAUUUAAUGCCUUCCAUUUUCAUCUUGAUCGAUUUCUGUAGCUACUAACUAAAACCCCAAUUUUUAGAAGCACUUUGAAUGCACCUAGGAUGCAAUGUAGAAAGCAAUACAUUAGUGUUAUUCGUUAACUAUUUAAUGUUCUUCCAUUGUAAAAAAUGUAAUUGUUAAAAAAAUAAUUCUAAAAGCCGCGACUUGCCAAAUAAAGGCUUAGAAGCUGAUUCUGCAUGGCUGUUUCAAUCUUCCAUAUCUAUAUAAUAAAUACUAUGGGUAGAAUGCAUGCAAUAACAUUUACUAGUGGCUUAAAGAUGUAUUGUCCCAUGCUAAAUACCAAAAAAAUCAUUAAAAUAUUUUUGGAAAUUAACUUACCCAUUUUGAAGUAACAUAAAAGUUAGAAACAUAACAUAGAAAUUAGUGUAUUUAAAAAAUGUCUACCCAUCAGUUUACAGUGAAACUUGAUAGAUACACUUCUAGUCACUGGAACUGUCUUAUUAUUUUUAUUAUACUUUUCUGGCUUAAAAAUCAGUGUACACAUUUUCUAAAUUCAAUAUUUUCUAUGCACAAGUUAAUAAUUUGUAUGUUACUGCAAAUGAACCAGUUGAUUUCAAAAUUAUUUUUUAUGAUUUUUUUUAAUUAGCAAGGGAAAAUACAUCUUAUGUACAUUUGCAAAAAAAAGUAAGUAUAGUUUAGAUAUAUUUUUAAAAAUAAUUUAAAUCUUGCAGGUUACUAUCUGUCACAUAUUAUCUGAAGUAUCUGCUAUACAUGAUACAGAUCCCACCUUUAAUGUAUAGCAUGUUAAGUUUGUGAUUGGCAUAACAGCUAAGCUGUGCCUAGUGCAGGAAGGUUGUUUAGCACUGUGGUUUCUAUUCUAGUACUAUUACCAUAUUAGUAGUACUAUUACCAUAUAGUUAUGAAUUUGCAGGGGCAGAUCCAAUAGGGGGGCACGAGGGGCACAUACUCCCACCCUGUUUUUCCACUAAAUUUUAAGAUUUUCAAUGCAAAUCAAUGUUAUGUGCCAUGCUUAGAUACCAUAACUUGCAUUGUUGAAGGGCUGUAAAAGUGGCUGAUGCUAAGCCUCAGCCCUGAGAUGCAAGGGCUUCAUGGGCGUAAAUACUUUAAAUUCCUGGAAACAACUGAUUGGCCCAUUGGGAUGAAAGUGUGCUCGGUUUCACUUGUACAUGACUAAUAAUUAAUUACCAUAUAGUUUUGACUAAUAAUUUCAUAUUUAAUCUGGCUAUUGUUCACUGUAGCAUAUUAUAUAUUAAAAAACCCAACGUAAAUUUGUACAAGUGCGGCGCAGCGGUUAAGGGAUUAGAAUUCUUAUCAUGAGGUUGUGGGUUUAAAACCAACGCUUGUCGCAUUGCUUGUGCCCUGGGAAAGAUAUGAUUUUGUUUGCUUUUCUUCAACCAGGAGGUAUAACUGAGUACCUUUCGGUGAAUGAUUUUUAAUCAAAUUGGUUGUGCUGAAUUACAAGCAUAACAACCUAGUGGGCGGUGAAGUUUGCAUGUUGCGCAUGACUUACUCUAUAUCAAAAAUUACUAGGGAAAAAAUAAAACGUGAGCAGAUCUUAUGGAUACUCAUUAAAUAAAUAAAAAAAAUGGUUGGCUUAUAAAACGCACAUUGUAGAGAUCACUAUGUGCUUAACAUUAUUAUCACAGUCGUUGGAUCAAACACAUACUCAGCUCAAUGGAGAACAUUUUGUAAUGUUGCAGCUGUAAUCAGCGCGUUUUGUGUUUGAACCUACCAGGUACUUACUUUUACUCGUAGGUGGACAGAGAUAACCAUAGGUAAAGUAAUUGCCUAAGGACACAAGCAAAAUACACAGCGAGGGGUUGAAGCUCCGACCUCAAGAAUGAAAAAAAAAACCGCAACCACUGUGCCAAACUACUCCUUUUAAGUCAAAUUAAAUAAUUAAUUACACAAUAUCAAAUAAUAGACAGUGUCUUCAUUACAUAGAUUGCUGGAACAGUAGAUAUGAAGUUUAAUAACUUAUUGUUUAGUAAUGUGAAAAUAUAUAGAAUAUAAUGAUGUGGUAUACUGUAAAUGAUCAAAUAAGAGCGCCUCAAGUUCUUAAAUAAGUGCCACAACAAAUAUAGAUUUUAUUUUCACAGUAUCAUUCAUGAAUGUGUGCCUUGGUGCUUUAAUUAGAGAUAACUUAUAUCGGUGGGUAGAGAAAGUGAAGGAAUGGUGCUCUUUUCAUUUGUCCAGAAAUAAAACUAAAGUGCUGUUACUAAAAUAUUAUUAUGCAAGUGUCCUAUUUUUACAUUUUACUCCAAAAAAAAUUGACAAUUUGUUAUUAACAAACGCUUGUUUUUGUUUUGUGUUGUGCUAUUAUGUAUUUCAAAUAUUAUUAAACUUGCUCAUAUUAAAAGUACAGUAUUGUAUAAAGUAUAUUACUUUUGGUGUCUGUAAAAUAAAAAAAAAAACUAUAGCUAGUAGGUCUCACUGUUAUCGAUAAACACUAUACUACAUUAUUAGUUUAGAAACAAGCACCACUGAAGAAUGAAUUUUUGGAAUAAUGUUGAGAAUUUCAGGAACAGAUGUGGGGUGAAAGAAACUGAAGUUACCAGAAGCAUGAUAAUCAACAGAAUCAGAAGAAACAUUAAGAUAACCAGUAUCAUUAAUGUCAUCAUUAUUUAAGGCAAGUCAAUCCAGAUCAAGAAAACGAUAAUGAAUUACGGUUACGUCAUCAAUUUCUACCGACAACCCUCCCCCUACAGUCGAAUAUUUGUUACAAAGUAGGCGAUUCAUGCCUUUGCAUGAAUCAAAGAUCUUGUUCAGUAGGUACAGAAAAUUUUCAAGAGUGUUUUAGGCACUAAUGAUGAAAAUGAUAAUGAAGUAUUCGUAUUCAUUAUUGUUUUUCCUAAGGUUGCAAAAUCUCCCAAAUAUCAUCCAUGCCAAUACCCCUAUACACAACAAUCCUAGAUGAUCACAGUAAUUAAUAGUUAAUCUUACUUUUACGACAAAUUAAAUAUGUCUUGUCAAUAUUCAACAAAUUAUAAAUAUUGCAAGAGGAUGGGUGCUGUUGAAAUUGAGGAAAUGAGUAAAGAAAUGCUAGACAAACUUUUGAUCGCCUAGUAUAGGAGGCUAGGCCUGUAGGCUAGGAAGGAAGUACUUUUUUAGGCCUCAUAGAAUCUAUGUAUGAGGUAUAUAAAACAAAUAUUGACUGCUCUAGAUUCAGGGAAUGAUGAAAUUUAUUGCCCCUCGGUGAUGUGGAGACCGUAGCCUAUCUAUUGGGAAGAUAGGCUACGAUCUCCACAUCACCUCGAGCAAUAA
Anneissia japonica is the source of this 4322-nucleotide messenger RNA. RefSeq lists its product as uncharacterized. The transcript has 5 exons. The record is from RefSeq and is a predicted model, not a curated record. Lineage: Eukaryota; Metazoa; Echinodermata; Crinoidea; Comatulida; Comatulidae. Bases 226 to 675 code for a protein of 149 amino acids.